UGGGAGCUUCCGUUUCCGGACCGAGCAGCCUGAGGGAACGGAGGGAGAAGAGUCGUGCGCUGUUUCCGCGUCGGUGGCCGUGAGGGGCGGGAGGCGCCGCGGCCUCCUCCUCCUCCAGGUCUGAACUCCAGGCGCCUUACCCACGACAAAGCAGCACAGAUAUAACACAAAAAGCAAAACACGUGUGAAAGGCUUUUGGUGAAAGUUGCAGCAGUUUCAGAUCUGUGGAUGGUCAACAACGGUUUUCUGUCCUUCUCAUGAGCCAUGGCCUACCAGCUCUAUAGAAACACCACGCUGGGGAAUAGUCUUCAGGAGAGCCUAGAUGAGCUCAUACAGUCUCAGCAGAUCACCCCCCAGCUUGCCCUUCAAGUGCUACUUCAGUUUGACAAAGCUAUCAAUUCUGCAUUGGCACAACGGGUCAGAAACAGAGUCAAUUUCAGGGGCUCCCUGAACACAUACAGAUUUUGUGACAACGUUUGGACAUUUGUACUGAAUGAUGUUGAAUUCAGAGAGGUCACUGAGCUUGUGAAAGUGGAUAAAGUGAAAAUAGUAGCCUGUGAUGGGAAAAAUACUGGUUCCAAUGCUGCAGAGUGAAGAGGAAGAUGGGCCCCUGUGCCAGCAAUGUCUUUAAGAGGCUGCAAUUCUGAGAGAGGAGGGUGGCCAAAGAGUGUGUGGAUGACCUAUUUUAAUGAUGCAGAAAUGAGUAAUCCAUGCUGGAAUGCCUUGUGGAACUGUCUUGGCAGAAGCUCUGUAGAGCAUCUUUUGAGUUCACCUAAGACAUGAAGACAAAGAAUAUUGCUUUUUUAAAAAGAGAAACAAA
Messenger RNA from Lacerta agilis (Sand lizard), 820 nucleotides. RefSeq names its product general transcription factor IIA subunit 2 (gene GTF2A2). The transcript has 6 exons. NCBI's taxonomy places the organism in Eukaryota, Metazoa, Chordata, Lepidosauria, Squamata, Lacertidae. The record is from RefSeq and is a predicted model, not a curated record. Gene Ontology annotation, molecular function: TBP-class protein binding; RNA polymerase II general transcription initiation factor activity. Gene Ontology annotation, cellular component: transcription factor TFIIA complex. The coding region runs from base 265 to 594 and encodes 109 amino acids. Gene Ontology annotation, biological process: transcription initiation at RNA polymerase II promoter; RNA polymerase II preinitiation complex assembly.